AUGAAUGUUUCCUUUGAAAACUGCCCAAGUUUAUACAAGUCAUUCAUCGAAGAUAUUAUGAGUAUUAGGUCCGAGUUGAUGGAUGUGUUUAGUAUUAAUAUUUUUGUGAAUGCUAUUUUGGCAGUCACUGCAACACUCGGGAAUGGAAUGAUUAUCGUGGCCAUCUUGAGAUCCCAGAAUCUACAGACGCCAUCCUACUUACUGAUAACAAGUUUAGCCUUCACAGAUCUCCUGGUUGGUUUGGUGAUUCAUCCGAUAGUGAUUAUAGGCAGUACUUUCAUCUUGCAUGGCAAUAUUCGAGGAUUAUGCAUAUGUAGCUAUUUAUUCUCAUUCUUUUUCAUUGCCCUUGGUUCGCUUUCGCUCCUUAUUGUAACGUGUAUCAGUAUAGACAGAUACUUGGCUCUUACUCUAAGACAUCGAUACACCAUUAUUGUCACCAAGAAACGAGUUCGCUACAUGAUUGUUUUCGUUUGUGUUUUGGCUUUUCUGGGAGCAAGUUUAAGAAACUUUGAAAAGUACCAAGACAUUAUUACCCAGACAAUUAACUUUGGUUACAUGGUUCUCUUGUUAACGACAUGUGUUUUCUACAUCAAGUCUUUCAGAGCACUUCAUCUUCACACAGUUCAAGUUGACGCCCAACAGUCAAACCCGUUGGCUGGUAACUUUGAUGUUGUCAGAUACAAGAAAACUUUAAAGACUAUGCUUGUG
Molecule: messenger RNA, 708 nt
Organism: Actinia tenebrosa (Australian red waratah sea anemone)
Lineage: Eukaryota; Metazoa; Cnidaria; Anthozoa; Actiniaria; Actiniidae
Product: beta-3 adrenergic receptor-like
Source: RefSeq, a predicted model, not a curated record